AUGGUGGUGGAGUUCAUCAAACUGACCGAACUCCUCGAAGGACAUGGUGAACCAGUGAACGUCCUCUUCCAAAGCAACAAAGCGGCACCAGUUGUGGAGAAAACAUUGAAAAUAGCCCAAGAUCAGGUCGACAAAGAUAGCGUAGACACCAGUCCAGCCGAUCAACCCGUACCGUCAUCUGCCGGUGGUAGUCGAGACCACGCUCAGACCGUUCAACAAAAUCCAUCAACUACAAAAACAAAGAAGAAGAAAUCUAACAAGCGUCGACGUAAGAAACUUCAUUACCUCAAAGGGUGCUUAGCAGGCGAGGCUAAGGCACUGAUUGAUCCGCUAAGGAUCACGAAAGACAAUUAUCAAGUUGCUUGGGACACGUUGCUAAAACGUUACAACAACAACAAACUUUUGAAGAAGAAGCAAGUUCAAGCGCUCAUCAAGCUGCCUUCGCUUAGCAAGGAAUCUAUCACGGAUCUCCAUAAAUUGGUGGAUGGUUUCGACCGUGUGAUUCGGACGUUAGACCAAAUCAUCGAACCAGCCGAUUAUAAAGAUUUGUUGCUGGUAGAGCUGCUGAGCACUCGUCUCGAUCCUGCCACACGACGAGGGUGGGAAGAACAUUCGUCUACGAAGCAGCAAGACACCCUAAAGGAUCUACAGGAGUUUCUUCAACGCAGAAUGCAGAUUCUUGAAGCCUUACCUGCGAAGGUGGAAGCGAAGGUGGAACAGUUCCAACAACUAAAAAGAAAGCCGUUCUCUACAAGGGUCAGCCAUAAUGCCGUACAAGGAAACAACGCUAAGUGUCCUUCUUGCGCGGAGAUUCAUGGACUGCAUACUUGUCCAGCCUUCUUGAAGAUGUCACUGACCAGUAAGGAAUCCCUCAUACGUACGCAAUCGCUCUGCCGUAAUUGCCUCAAACGUGGUCAUCUUGCUCGAGAGUGUUCAUCAAAGUUUUCCUGUCGGCAUUGUAAGGGUCGGCACCAUUCGUUGCUAUGCUACAAGGGAGAAGUAAGUUCCAGCAACCAAGGAUCAUCCGGAAGAACGAAACCGGGUGAAGGCGCUAAGCAGUACGACAGUGUUGCAAACUCCAAGGCAGCGAAUGCCUCAGCGGUUGAAUCUACUUCUUCAAACGCGGCACAGUGUCUCUUAUCGCAGGUUCUUCUGGCUACAGCUGUCGUUGCGAUCGAGGACGAUCAAGGUUCUCGCUAUCUAGCACGUGCACUGUUGGACUCAGGGUCCGAGUGUAACUUCAUCUCUGAAAAACUGUGCCAUUUGAUGAAUGUCUCCAGUCAGAAGGCCAACAUAUCGAUUCUUGGUAUCGGACAGUCGAACACGAAGGCAACUCGAAAAGUCAAGGCUGUCGUCAGAUCUCGGAUUUCAUCGUACUCUCGAUCGAUGGAAUUUGUCGUCCUACCGAAGGUUACAGCUUGUCUGCCAACAUCUACAGUUCAGGCAAAUGGAUGGAACAUACCGGUAGAGAUCGAACUGGCGGAUCCGGAGUUCUUCCGGUCAAGGAAGAUUGACUUGGUUCUGGGCAUCCAAGCCUUCUUCAGCUACUUCCCGUCUGGAAGGGAGAUACAGCUAGGCAAGGACCUACCAGUACUAACGGAAUCGGUUUUUGGGUGGAUAGUGUCAGGCGAAGUCACUUCAUCCAGCCAAGGUACUAAGUACGUCUGUAACAUGGCAGUAUCGGAUAAUCUCGAGGAGAUAAUGGCACGGUUUUGGUCCUGCGAGGAAGUAGGAGCCGUCAACAAAUACACUCCUGAAGAAGCUCACUGUGAGGAGCAGUUCCAGCGUACAGUUAGGCGGGAAUCCGACGGGCGAUACACAGUAGCCCUCCCCAAGAACAACGAAGUUUUGGUGGAACUGGGUGAAUCCCGAGACAUCGCAUUAAGACGGUUGCGAGCUGUGGAGCGAAGAUUGGCAAGGGAUCCAAGUCUACAGAAGCAGUAUUGUGAUUUCAUGGCCGAAUACUUUGAGCUCGGUCACAUGCGAAGAUUGGACGACAGCGAAGAGCAUACAGUUAAACGGUGUUUUCUGCCACAUCACCCCGUUAUCAAAGAGUCUAGUACCACGACCAAGGUGAGGGUGGUAUUCGACGCAUCUUGCAAAACAUCUUCAGGAAUAUCCCUAAACGAUGCGCUGUAUGCUGGACCAAUAGUUCAACAAGACUUAAGGUCAAUCGUUCUGCGUAGUCGAGUUCGUCAGGUGAUGGUCGUAGCAGACGUCGAAAAGAUGUAUCGACAGUUCUGGACGAGUCUGGAUGACACACCGCUUCAAUGCAUACUCUGGACAGCACCUGAUGGAAAGGUAGUGGCGUACGAGUUACUAACGGUGACAUAUGGUACGAAGUCCGCGCCGUAUCUGGCCACUCGUGCGUUGCAACAACUAGCGAACGACGAACGAAAGCAGUUUCCAUUAGCGGCACUUACGGUCGAAGAAGACGUUUACAUGGACGAUGUUAUAUCUGGAGCAGACAACGUUGAAGCGGCGAUCGAAUUGAGGAGACAAAUAGACGCAAUGAUGAUCAGCGGAGGAUUAAAACUACGUAAGUGGGCAUCGAACUGCCCAGACGUACUCAAGGGCAUUCCAACUGAGAAUCUAGCACUUCCAGAUUCAAAUGGAAUCGAUUGGGACCAAGAUGCUGAAGUAAAAACAUUAGGUUUAACUUGGCUUCCUAACGUAGACUGCUUCCGGUUCAAAUUUACCAUUCCGCCACUCACGCCAUUCCAAAUCCUCACGAAGCGACAAGUGUUGGCUUUCAUCGCAAGACUUUUCGACCCGCUGGGCCUGCUUGGUGCAACGAUCACAGCGGCAAAGAUCUUCAUGCAGCGGCUCUGGUGCUUAAAGAACGAACAAGGCCACAAUCUACAAUGGGAUGACCCACUGCCCGAGACGGUGGGUAAGGAAUGGCGAACAUUCCACGAGCAAAUCCCUUCGCUCAACGAUGUGCGGAUUCCAAGGUGUGUGGUUGCUCCAGAAAACGAUCUGUGGUGGCAUGGGCCUACCUGGUUGAAGGAUUCGCCGGAAGAAUGGCCGAAGGCGGCAGAAAACCCAACUGAGAAGGAUUUGGAGAGACGACGCAAUGCGAUGGUUUGUGUUUCGUCGAAGAAAUCUGGGUUCAUUUCGGAUUAUUUAUCAAAAUUUUCCACAUUUACGAAAUUGAUUCGGAUGACCGCAUACUGGUUGCGCUUCCUGAACAACUUGCGGUGCCCUGAAACAGAAAAACUAUCAGGAUGUCUAACAACAAACGAGUUGCAUCACGAUGAACGGUCGAUCAUUCUGUCAGUUCAAGCGGAAUCGUUCUCGGACGAGAUCCGAAAGCUGUCGUCUGGUGUAUCAGUGGGUCGUAAUUCUCCGUUGCGGUGGUUCAACCCACAAAUUGAUGAAAACGGCAUCCUACGGGUCGGUGGAAGACUGGCUCACUCCGAGGAAUCGCAGCAAACAAAGCACCCGAUUGUUCUUCCAGCUAGGCACAAGUUCACGGAGCUGCAACAAUUGACUGGUCGUGGCAAAGGAGGAAAAUGUCUGGUAAAGGAGGUGCCAAGCGUCAUCGCAAAGUUCUUCAAGAUAACCACCAUCCGUCGUCUGGCUCGCCGACCGCUCGCUCCGGUCUGA
This is a messenger RNA of Ochlerotatus camptorhynchus, 3609 nucleotides long. RefSeq lists its product as uncharacterized. The transcript is spliced from 5 exons. The coding region runs from base 1 to 3609 and encodes 1202 amino acids. Gene Ontology annotation, molecular function: nucleic acid binding; zinc ion binding. Lineage: Eukaryota; Metazoa; Arthropoda; Insecta; Diptera; Culicidae. The record is from RefSeq and is a predicted model, not a curated record.